AUGAAAACCCACUCGCUCCCUUCUCUCCAAUCCACUACAAAAACUCCAUCACCAUCGUCCACGUCUCAGUUUGCGGCGCUUGGCCUAUUGAAUAUCUCCGGACUCUUCAUUGGCUGCCUCCUCUCCUUCUGCAUCGUCAUCUGCCAGCCUUGUUUAUGCGCAAACGUAGACGAUGAGCCACCUAGACGUGGCAUGCAAAGAGCAACGUCUUCUCCGCCGUCGAAUCUUUCACCCAGGUCGAACAUGCGCAAAGGAUUGGAUCCGGUGACGAUUCGGGCUCUGCCGGUGUAUUCUUAUUGUGGGGACGCGGAGUACCAGAGCGACUGCACGAUUUGUCUUGGCAAGUUGGAGAAAAAAGAGUUUGUGAAGAUUCUCAGCAAUAUGGAGAGCAGCCUUGCUAUCACAAAAGAGUAA
Molecule: messenger RNA, 414 nt
Organism: Alnus glutinosa
Lineage: Eukaryota; Viridiplantae; Streptophyta; Magnoliopsida; Fagales; Betulaceae
Exons: 2
Coding region: 1-414 (137 amino acids)
Source: RefSeq, a predicted model, not a curated record